Messenger RNA from Rhododendron vialii, 1695 nucleotides. Its product is annotated as probable aspartic proteinase GIP2. Gene Ontology annotation, biological process: proteolysis. Bases 50 to 1420 code for a protein of 456 amino acids. Gene Ontology annotation, molecular function: aspartic-type endopeptidase activity. The transcript has a single exon. The record is from RefSeq and is a predicted model, not a curated record. NCBI's taxonomy places the organism in Eukaryota, Viridiplantae, Streptophyta, Magnoliopsida, Ericales, Ericaceae.
UGAACUUAUUUAAAGUACCUAAUGGACAAUUACUUGCAGAUAGUCUUCAAUGGCUUCUUCUUCACUCCAGUAUCUCUUUCUCUCUUCCCUUUCCAUCUUCUUCUACCUCCUCUCUCACUCAUCAGCCGCACAAAUAGCACUCCAACCCAAGGGGAGCACCGCAAUACACCUCCCCGUGAGGACAAACACCACCUCUCACUCUCACCAAUACUACACCACCCUUGAACUCGGCGAUCGCGAUCCCAGCACGUUGAACGUGAUCCGGAACGAGGUCAGUGUAGUUAUCGACCUCGGCGGCCAGCGCACGUGGAUCGAUUGUGAUAAAUACAACUCCACGUCCUAUCGUCCGAUCUCUUGUGGGUCCCGCAAAUGCGAGGCCGCUAAAGGGAUCGGAUGCAUGGAUUGCACCCUGCCGGGUCCGCCUAGGCCGGGGUGCACCAACGACACUUGUGGUUCUGACGCCUAUAACCCAAUCAAGAACUUGCUUUACGCCGCAGGCCUAGGCGAGGAUGUCAUGGAAGUGUAUUCGACGGAUGGGCAGAGCGCGAUUUCCAGCAACACGGUGCCCGAUUUCCCUUUUUCGUGCGGCGCGUCAGCCCAAUUAAGAGGCCUAGCAUUUGGCACUAUAGGAAUGGUCGGCUUGGCCAGGUCCCCAAUUUCCUUAACUACCAAAAUCGCAUCGGCAUUUAAGUUGCCCCAUCCCAAGAAAUUCGCUCUCUGUCUCCCGUCAUCUAUGACGGGAUCAGGGGACAUAUUCAUCGGCGGUGGACCCUACUACAUGCUUCCUUACACAAAAGACCUAUCCAAGUCACUUGCCACCACUCCGCUCCUUAUUAACCCGGUAAGCACCGCCCCAUUGUACUCAGAAGGCGAUCCGUCCGACGAGUAUUUCGUCGAUGUGAAAUUUAUCAGAGUGAGUGGUAUUCGUCUCGGCUCGUUCAAUGCCUCCUUGCUAGCCAUUGACAAACAGGGUAACGGCGGGACGAAGCUAAGUACCGUAGCCCCACAUACGGUUCUCCAGAACUCCAUCUACCGAUCAGUUGUCAACAAGUUUGUCAAAAUGGCCGCAUUGAAGAAGAUCACACGGGUGGCAUCGGUUUCACCAUUCGGAGCAUGCUUCGACUCGAAGACCAUUGGUACUUCAAGUACGGGACCAGAUGUGCCGGUUAUCGAUCUGGUUUUCCAAAAGGGUGUUUAUUGGAGGAUUUACGGAGCUAAUUUGAUGGUGAGAGUGAAGACAGGUGCUUUGUGUUUAGGGCUUGUGGAUGGAGGGGCAGCGCCAAGGACCUCGGUGGUCCUGGGAGGGCACCAGUUGGAGAACUAUCUUGUUGAGUUUGAUUUGGGUUCCUCAAUGCUUGGGUUUAGCUCUUCACUUCUACUGCACAACACUAGUUGUUCCCACAACAGGAUUUUCCAGUAAUAAUGUGAAAAACGUAUUGUGUAAUGUGCACUUUCUAACCGGAUGGCUUGUUACCGGUUAUUAUCUGGUUGUUUCUUUUUUUCUUUUUCUAGCUUUAUGCCUCCGUUUGAAAGAUUGUUUUCCUCGUUUUGUUGGGCUUUCGUUGGGAGUCGUCGUUCUUUGGUUUGUACACCGGAUUGUAAGGGAUCCAUUUCCAAGUCUCACACAAAUAAUCAGAAAUUUAGAAUCAUUCAAUUCAAGUAAAACGUGAUUUUAAUAAAUAAUCAGCUUGUAUG